AUCCUCAUUACACGCAAGGUCGUGAGUUAAUUUUACAUUUAUUCUUUCAUUGUCUACUUUCAUUGUCUACUUCAUUGUCCACUUCAUUGUCCACUCCCAUUCCUCCUAUACUCAUAUCCACUUUCUCAAGUUAUCACAAUCCCCAAUACUCCGCCUCCACUCUCAACAUCAUUAUUCCAUCAUCGCUCUCAACUCCCCGAGUCCAAUCCAAAUAAAAAGAAAUCAAUUCAAAAAUCCACGUGUAAUUUCACUCACUUUUCAUUCCACGUGAACGCCUCGAUGAUGCCUGACCUCAAACGUUCUCGCUCGCCGUCCGACGCUGGCUCUCCUUCAGGACACACCUCCAAGCGUGCAAACCGCAACGAGGUCAACCCAGAGGACGACACCUACCACGAACCGAUCGAUUCUCUCGCUCAGAUCCCUGCCGACCAGCCAAUGCUCGACGCAGACACCCCAGCAGCGGCAGAUGGGUCGUUGACGCCCACCUCGCUCGCUCCGGCAGACUCGGUCAGCGUACAGCCUUCCAACUCCUCCCCGGGCGCGGUGCAGGCGACCAUCACCGCCCCUCCUACUGAUGCGACACCGACCGCGGACAAGGAUGAGGAGAACGAGGAUGGGACGCGGGAACCCCCGCCGCAGAACAUCCAUAUGCGCGCUCUCAUCGUCACCCAGGACGCCAGCAUCAUCAUCGGCAAAGGCGGGUCGCAUGUGAAUGAGAUCCGUGAGAAGAGCGGGGCGCGUAUCACAGUCAGCGAGAGCAUUCCUGGCAACCCAGAGCGUAUCCUCAACGUCACUGGCCCGCUGGAUGCGGUAGCCAAGGCAUUCGGUCUCAUCGUCCGUCAGAUCAACGACGAGCCGUUCGAGCAGCCCUCCGUCCCCGGCUCCCGCGCUGUCACCAUAAAGUUCAUCAUCCCCAACUCGCGUAUGGGUACCCUGAUCGGCAAAGCCGGGAGCAAGAUCAAGGAGAUCCAAGAAGCCUCGGGCGCGAAGCUGCACGCGAGCGAGGGCCUCCUCCCUGGCUCUACAGAGCGCGUGCUCAACGUCUCCGGCGUGGCGGACGCUAUCCAUAUCGCGACGUACUAUGUCGGCAACUCGCUGCUCAACUCUCACCCGUCGUACAGCUCCACGCACGCGUCCUACAAACAGCAGCGGCGGCCAAUGGCAUCGACGACGUACUAUCCCCCAAACACCCCCGUAUCAAACUACGGCUACCCGGGCCCAGCAGCAGCCCCAGCGCCCGUCUCCCUACAGCAAACGCAGAACUUUUACAUCCCGAACGACCUCGUAGGCAGCAUAAUCGGCAAAGGCGGAGCGAAGAUAAACGAGAUACGUCAUGUUUCCGGUUGCCAGAUCAAGAUCCUCGAGCCUGGCCAGGGACCUGCACCUGGGUCGGGCGCUGUACAGCCCAUGAGCGAGACAGAGAGGAUGGUCACUAUAACCGGGGGGAUCGCAAAUAUCCAGAUGGCGGUGCAGCUGCUUGCCAGUCGUAUCGAGCAGGAAAAACAGAGGCUGGCACGAUGAUCCCCCUCCCGAGCGUUAACUAGCAUGAACAAGUAUGUCUGUAUCAUCUCGUCCUCUCCCUGUUUCUAUUCCCCAACCCCCCCACGCCCACGCCCACAAUUCCCUAGCCUUCGGCUUAAACGGACCGUCCUGCCCCUCCUCCCCUGCUCUUGCCCCUGCCCUGCUCUUGCUCUAGCUGUAGCUAGGCUUAAAAUCACCGAUAGUCUUUGGCUGAGGGUUAAUGUAGA
Dacryopinax primogenitus is the source of this 1748-nucleotide messenger RNA. RefSeq lists its product as uncharacterized. Lineage: Eukaryota; Fungi; Basidiomycota; Dacrymycetes; Dacrymycetales; Dacrymycetaceae. Gene Ontology annotation, cellular component: cytoplasm; nucleus. Gene Ontology annotation, biological process: regulation of RNA metabolic process; regulation of gene expression. The transcript has 3 exons. Gene Ontology annotation, molecular function: mRNA binding. The record is from RefSeq and is a predicted model, not a curated record. Bases 280 to 1521 code for a protein of 413 amino acids.